AUGCCGCAGGUAAUGGUGGUGGCACGGAACUUCAUGGAUAUGGUGGCUGCUCUUCCUGCGGGCAAGCUCGAUAUGCUCUAUGACUCAGCCUUUAUCUGUGAGGCGGUACUCAGGUCACUUCCCCCACUGGCAAAGAAGUAUGCACUGCAGAUGUUGUAUGUGCUGGCACCGGUGACCGCUGCAGCAAUGGAAGAGUGGGUGCUAAAUGAAUAUGCUGCCAAGCACAAGGUUGCCAUUGAUAAGCUUCUCCAACUCAGGGUCUUUGUUGAAGUGCGCGACAGACGACGGGACGUGAGCUACAAGAUGAAUCAGAAGUUCCAGGGAAACAUGCAGAAGUAUUUGGUUGAUGGUGGAAGUUUACCAAGGGAACCUUUACCAUUAAGUGUCACUGGUCGAUUGCCCACACCAGCAGAUCUGGAAUCCUAUGCUCUUGAUCAAUGGGAGUGCUUCUUGUUGCAAUUGAUCAAUUCAUCUCAAGUCGAAAAAGGGACAAGUUUUAGCUCCUCCAUGAUGAAGACAUUUCAGCGUGGUCUCCUGAGUUCAAGGGAUGGUGAAGCUUCAAAGUUAACUGAGAAUGGCUUCCAAUUUCUUCUGAUGGAAACAAAUGCACAACUUUGGUACAUAAUGAGAGAAUACAUUUCAUCUGCAGAGGAACGUGGAGUGGACCCUACAGAGCUGAUAUCAUUUCUCUUGGAACUUAGCUUUCAUAAAUUGGGAGCGGCUUAUAGCUUGAAUACUCUGACUGAUGUCCAAAGGAUUGCCAUCAGGGAUCUUGCAGAAUUGGGACUAGUCAAACAGCAGCAGGGUCGAACGGAUCGCUGGUUCAUUCCUACCCAACUGGCUACUAAUCUCUCAGCAAGCUUGUCAGAUUCGUCAUCUAACAAAGAGGGAUUUGUGGUUGUGGAGACAAACUUUCGAAUGUAUGCAUACUCUACUUCCAAACUGCACUGUGAAAUUCUACGCCUUUUUUCAAGGGUGGAGUAUCAACUUCCAAACCUCAUCGUAGGAGCUGUUACAAAAGAAAGUAUCUAUGGUGCUUUUGAGAAUGGAAUAACUGCUGAGCAGAUAAUUUCAUUUCUUAGACAAAAUGCUCACCCUCGUGUUGCUGACAAGAUACCCGUAGUCCCGGAGAAUGUCACAGAUCAGAUUAGGCUGUGGGAAACUGACCGCAACAGGGUUGAGAUGAUUCCAUCACAUCUGUACGAAGAUUUUCCUAGCAAGGAAUGGUUUGAACAAUGCUGUGAUUAUGCAAGGGAUAAUGGGUACUUGCUCUGGGAGGACUCUAAGAGAAUGAGACUGGUUGUACGAGGGGAGUUUCACCCUGAAAUGAGGGAGUUCCUCCGCAGGCAAAGAUGA
Molecule: messenger RNA, 1356 nt
Organism: Miscanthus lutarioriparius
Lineage: Eukaryota; Viridiplantae; Streptophyta; Magnoliopsida; Poales; Poaceae
Source: the annotation of a GenBank genome assembly